Calypte anna (Anna's hummingbird) is the source of this 1907-nucleotide messenger RNA. It is a transcript of the gene DPP7, whose product is annotated as dipeptidyl peptidase 7. NCBI's taxonomy places the organism in Eukaryota, Metazoa, Chordata, Aves, Apodiformes, Trochilidae. The record is from RefSeq and is a predicted model, not a curated record. Gene Ontology annotation, molecular function: dipeptidyl-peptidase activity; serine-type exopeptidase activity. Bases 98 to 1570 code for a protein of 490 amino acids. The transcript has 13 exons. Gene Ontology annotation, cellular component: vesicle. Gene Ontology annotation, biological process: proteolysis.
GUGACGCCGUGGUCCCGGGGAUCACGUGACCGUGUGCCGGUGGUUCCCACGCGGGACAGCGGUGCGGGGAGCGUGGCGGUGCCGCCGGGUCGUCGCCAUGGAAACACUCCCGAUGCUGCUGAUGCUGCUGAUGCUGCUGCCGGUGCCGGCCUACCCCGCACCCGCUCCCCACGCAGCCGGUCCCGGGCUGGAGGAGCGGGUGUUCCAGCAGGUGCGGGACCACUUCAACUUCGAGACUUGGGGCAACGAGACCUUCCCGCAGCGGUACCUCGUCUCAGAAAAAUUCUGGAAGAAAGGGUUUGGACCCAUCUUUUUCUACACUGGCAAUGAAGGUGACAUCUGGACUUUUGCUCAGAACUCUGAUUUCAUAUUUGAAUUAGCAAAGGAAGAGCGAGCACUUGUGAUUUUUGCUGAGCAUAGGUACUAUGGGAAGUCUUUGCCAUUUGGACCUGAGUCAACACAGCUGAAGAAGACUGGUUUGCUGACCAUGGAACAAGCCCUUGCUGACUAUGCUGUGCUGAUAACUGAGCUCAAGCAGCAGUAUGGUGCUGCUGACUGUCCUGUCAUUGCUUUUGGAGGCAGCUAUGGAGGAAUGCUGAGUGCUUACAUGAGGAUGAAAUACCCCAACGUUGUGGAUGGAGCAUUAGCUGCCAGUGCUCCUCUGCUGUCUGUGGCUGGUCUUGGAGACCCCACCCAGUUCUUCAGGGAUGUAACAGCAGAUUUUCAGAAGUCCAGCCCAGGCUGUGUCACAGCUGUCCGAAAAGCCUUCCAGCAGAUAAAGGACCUGAGCCUGCAUGGAGCCUAUGAUGAAAUCAGCAGCAAAAUGGCCACAUGCAAUAAGAUCUCUAACGAGGAGGAUGUUUACCAGCUUUUUGGGUUUGCUAGAAAUGCCUUCACCAUGAUGGCCAUGAUGAACUACCCUUACAAAACAGAUUUCAUGGGUCAGCUCCCUGCCAAUCCAGUGAAGGUUGGCUGUGAAAAAAUCCUUGCCCACACAGACCCAAUUCAAGGCCUGGCUGCUCUUGUUGGGGUGUUCUACAACUCCUCCGGCUCAGCCCAGUGUUACAACAUCUACCAGCUGUACCAGGCCUGUGCUGACCCCACGGGCUGUGGCACUGGCUCAGACUCUGAGGCUUGGGACUACCAGGCUUGCACGGAGAUCAACUUGACUUUCAACAGCAACAACGUGACCGACAUGUUCCCUGAGAUGCCCUUCACAGGGGCCAUGCGGGAGCAGUACUGCCAGAGGAGGUGGCAGGUGACACCACGGCCACACUGGCUGCAGACAAACUUUUGGGGAGGAGACCUGUACAGUGCCAGCAACAUAAUUUUUUCAAAUGGAGACUUGGAUCCAUGGGCUGGAGGUGGGAUCAACAGAAGCCUCAGUCCUUCACUGAUUGCUCUGACCAUUCAAGGAGGGGCUCACCAUCUGGAUCUUCGAGGACCCAAUCCAGCUGACCCCCCCUCUGUCACCGAGGCACGGAAGCUGGAGGCGAGCAUCAUCAACGGGUGGGUGAAAGCCGCGGCGAUGGAGAAGCGCUCGGGAGCUGCAGGGAGAGGAAGGCUGUGAACACAUCCAUCCCCACAGCCUCUGGCAGGGUGCCCCCCAGGCUGCAAAAGGACAGGAAAAAGGACAGCACCCGAGCUGUGUAAAAAGUGUCAUGGUGGAAAUCCCCCCUUCUGAAGUUUCCCUAAUCAAGUGGCAAAAGAAAAGCGAGAGGCAAAAAAUCACUGACUGGCUCCAAACCCACAUUGUGUUUGUUUCCUCCUCACCUGCUCUGAGUGAAGGGGAAUCAUAAGUGGUGGAAAUAAUAAAAGCUUCUCUGAAGACCCCAGAAACAUCACUGGCUUGAACAGUAAAGUUGCAUUAGGCACCUCAGAGCUGAAUCUAAAUUUCUUUUAGACAA